Ustilaginoidea virens is the source of this 1917-nucleotide messenger RNA. RefSeq lists its product as uncharacterized. The record is from RefSeq and is a predicted model, not a curated record. Bases 1 to 1917 code for a protein of 638 amino acids. NCBI's taxonomy places the organism in Eukaryota, Fungi, Ascomycota, Sordariomycetes, Hypocreales, Clavicipitaceae. The transcript is spliced from 7 exons.
AUGCCUUUUCCCUGGGAUUCGUCCGGAGCUUUGGAGGCAGAAUCCCAGGGCCAAAGGGAAUGCUGGGCCGCCACGAAUGCCUUGGGCUUAGCGCUCCAGAACGGCUUCAACAUGACCAGCCAGAGUCAGGUUCAGGAGACGCUGCCAAGACUGGGGUUUGAUCUCGACGACACGCCUCUGCACGGAACAAUCCCCGUUGGCCAAUGGGCUGCCGUCCCAGGCGCAUCGACCUCAGCUCCGCCGCUGGUGCAGAGCAGACUUGACGGAUCAUGUGGGCAGAUGAACCGAUCAGAUCCAGGCGUGUUGGAAUACGUGCAGCAGCCGUGGCACGAUGUAGACCGUCAGACCGCACUUGGCACCUGGGUGGACGCGAUACUGCCAAAUGGGCAGAUGGAUGAAAACCCGACACAAGAACUCCGCUACAGUCCUUAUCAACGCUCAGCACACGUAGAUGUUCGGCAUAACAUGGACCAUGCUAACCUGCUGGACAACCCUUGCGACCGUCUAGAAGCUCUAAAGGCAGAUUCUCAGUACUCAAGCGAGGCAUCGCCGCCCAUGGUUUCCCCGUCGCCGCCGACGGAUCCGCUGCCGCAAGGCCAAACACAGGGCGCUCUCAACGGCAUUGUUCCCGACACCCUUGACCCGGUGGGGAAGCCAGAGAACUGGUGUGAGCUCGUGCUUGGCAAAUCCAGCGGGCACGGACGACAGGCGAGGCGACGGCCUUUUCAAAAUACCCAUCUUCGGCAGGAGACGGCGCGAACGAGAAAGAUUGGCUCGUGUCUCCGGUGCAGAAAGCAGCGGCUGCGCGUGCCCGGCCGUUUACCCUGUCUCCGAUACAGAAUCAAAGACAUGCAACUGUACAUGCCCGAUGAGGACCUUGUGCUGAACUGGACACUCGACUGCUUCGGCCACGGCAAGCCUAGGACGGGCAAAACGGCAGUGGUCGGCAUAUCCCAGGCACUCGGCAACCAGCGCAUCGUCUUGCGCGUCCAUAAACACGGCGCGGAGGACCACGACGCAGCGGACGCCGGUGCGCAGGCAGCGGCCGUGACGCAGCAGCCCCUUUCGCUGGUGGACCACGACGAAGCCAGGAGGGCCGUUGCCAACUACAUCCCCGGCGUUACAGGCGAAGCGUUUCGCCGCUUCCUAGGCCCGCCGGACGGACUGCCCAACAAGACGUUUCGCCAGGCAUGUGCCCUGUACAAGGACCCAGCCACUCCGCCGGAAAUAACGCAGCUGAUCCGCCAGCUGUUCACCGUCUGGACGGCGAGCAGGAUCGUGUCCAUGCCGGCCUUCCUCGUCGGCGACGGCGUGGCUGGCACGACGCAGCCGCCCCGUUGCGCCGGCCAGCUGCCGCCGCUGCUGGCUCUGCAGCUCAAAGCCAUCCUGACAAACUACAUCCGGGGCUCGCUGCGGAGCGAUGUGCUCCGCAGGAUGCAGGCCGUCAUCUACGGGCGGCAGGAGUGCCCAUGGCUGGUGGCGUAUCUGACGACCUUUAUCCUGCUUCACAACACAUCGCUCCUGGUGGCAUUCGAGGUCGGGAGCCUGGGGAAGGACGCCAUGACGAACCAAAUCCACGAAGCGUCCAUUAGACAAUACCACGCGGACGCAAACAACCUGCUCGGCCACUUCCACUACUACACAAAGGGCCAUUAUCCCUUUUCGGCGUCGUGCAGCGACUUGAUUCUCCACGCAGACUUGGGCCUGGACAGCGCAGAAAUAGACUUUGUCUACGAAAGCAGGCGCCUCAUCGCCCAGCAAGCAAGAUGCUUGGGAGCGCCCGGACGACGGGGCCAGGUGGCGUGCCAAGACGUCGAUUGCCUGGUCGGCCAGCUGUACCGCGGGGGCUGGAGACCCCAGGAGUUUGAGGAGUUCCUGGGCGAUGCGAAAAGGCGCGUGGCCGCAGGGUGGUGGUAG